Molecule: messenger RNA, 332 nt
Organism: Osmerus eperlanus (European smelt)
Lineage: Eukaryota; Metazoa; Chordata; Actinopteri; Osmeriformes; Osmeridae
Gene: ost4
Product: oligosaccharyltransferase complex subunit 4 (non-catalytic)
Exons: 2
Coding region: 2-115 (37 amino acids)
Cellular component (GO): oligosaccharyltransferase complex
Source: RefSeq, a predicted model, not a curated record
GAUGGUUACGGACGUUCAGCUGGCAAUAUUCGCCAACAUGCUUGGCGUAUCGUUGUUCCUGCUGGUCGUGUUGUAUCACUACGUUGCAGUCAACAAUCCCAAGAAGCUGGAGUAGAUUCCCGCCCCCCUUCCCCCUCCUGGUAAUAAUGAUGGGGUGAGUGUGUGUGUGAGAGAUUGGGGCCAGGGCUACCCUGAAGAUCCUUGGUGCCACUAGCAAGAAUAUUCCAGCUUUCUCUACCCAUACACCACCUGUCAUCCUUUCCUGCUUUUCCACAGAGACAUAAUUCCCCGUAUGUACAGGAGUGCUUUCUAAUAAAAAUGUGUGUGAAUCA